GGAUUUUAUAGGGCUUGACGUAAACUGUGGAUCUAGAUCUCCGCAUGAACACGGACUGAUCAAGUAAAAAUUAAAAUAAAAUGCGCUGAAAUGACAAAAAACUUUUGUGAGUAGACAGCAAAAUAGUCCAUCUAUAGUGGGUCAUUUGUGUAUAUAUGUGAAGCUAAGCUAGGGUCAUUUAAAUCGAUAAAUCACAUAAAAAUUGCAAACUAGAUAUUACGUUAGCCAAAAAUGAUCUCCGACGCGCGUUUUUCUCCGUUUGUCCCUCUUCACUCGCCUUACCUAAAAUGGGCGGGUAGAGGAAAAGGUCACGGGAGAGUUGCAUUCUGGGGAAACACGUGUGGCAGUGGAUUGGAGAGGUAAAGGAGGAGUUAAGUGAUCAUUUUAUCCUUAAAACGUUGUUUUUGUGUGAGUUUACCUGACAUGUGUAAUAGAUGAGUGUUUGCUAUUGUUGUUAGUGUUUGUUGAUGUCAGGUUUCCCCGCCGCUGCUCUCUCUGUUUACCGUUUGGACCUUUUGUUUACGUGUCAGCGCGGUCUUAAAAUCACAGUUUGACAUGUUUUCACGACUUUUCUCCUUGUAUAAACAAAAAAUUACCGACUCCAGGAUGGAACCACAGUCAUAUGUGACACUACCUAGUCUGCUUGUGUCUCUACACGCGUGUUAUUUGUAAUACGUGCUGAGUAAGCUGUGUACAAUACUAAGAUUUCCCAAAAUAAGGAACAGGGGACGCAGAGAUAUGAAAAACCUCAUCAAGCAAUAGAAAAAGAUAGUUUACAGGCCUGGACAAAUUUUGGAACCAUGAAAAAUUGUAGGAAUUUAGUUUCCAUGUAUGAUGAUGGAGCCUUCAUUGAUGCUGAACAAUAUAUAGGGGAGAGUGGGGUAAGAUGAGCCAUUUUUCAUAUUUCGGAUCACUACAUCAAGGAAAUCAUAGUUUUGUCUCUAACUAGUGUAUCUGCAUAUAUUUCAGGAUGUCGUGCAUCCCUGCAAAACAACAGAAUGAGUGUAAACAUAACUCUCUUGAUAAUACAGCAUGCCAAAAAAGUGGUCUCCUAUGGUCAACUUAUCCCGUGUAUGGGGUAAGUUGACCAUAGGAGCGGGGUAAGUUGAGCAGUAUCCCUACUACCCCCUGACUCUCCACCCCAGCCCUCCCUCACCUUCUCUCUCCCUAAAUAACAGUCACUUCUUCACAUUCAUGUGUAUUUUCAUCUUUUACACAGUAUUCAACUGGUACAAUAACUCUUUUUAUUAUUAUUGCAUAAAACUGCCUUUAAGUGAUUCAGAACAUUCACAGCUGUAUUUUUGAAAAGAAAAAGUAACACAUUUCAACAAUCUGAACUGGAACUCUGAUCCUCUCAUCAGACUCCUUUACUCUCUCAGUUGAGCCACUGGCUUAAUUUACCCCUGAACUACUAUUAUGACUUUUUUAGUCCUCUGAGCUAAAAUGGUGGACUUUUAUUUUAGGUUUCUGACCUCAUGUUGUAACUCAUAGAUACCAACAUUGAUGUAUAAAACAAAUUUAAAAUGAUCUUUUUUGGUCUGAACACAAUUCUAUAAAAACUUAUGACAGACUAAAUUCACUUUCAAGAGUGAAAAAUGUGUUUUUUGGAAAUAAAUGUCUAACCCCUUCACCCAUGUGCUUCUAACCUCCACAGACUCCAUGAAUUGAAGCCCAUCUCCUAAAUAUUUGGUCACAUGAUCAAUUUCUUUUACCAUUUCCAAGCAACAGGGGGUGGCUCAACUUACCCUUUGGCUCAACUUACCCCACUCUCCCCUACAGGUUUAGGAGCAACAUACGCUGCCUAUCAGACAAUGGCUUUUUCAGGGAAGACCUUCAUAUUUUAGCAAGACAAUGACAAACCACAUUCUGCAGGGAUUACAACAGCAUGGCUCUGUAGUAGAAGAGUCCUGCUGCUAAAAAGAGAUCCUGUACUGUUGAUAUGUGAAAUAUGGAAUAUCAAAGACUUAUAGAAAGAUGUUAUCAGGAAGAUCCUGCCUGCUCUUCGUCCACAUUGUUUUAUCUCACAGCAUUUUUUCUCUCCCCAGGUGUCCCGUUAAGUUUUCCAGCAUGUCUUCCAAAAAGAACCAGGAUGUGGAUGAGCGUUUCCUCAAGGUAAAGAAGGACCCCAGGUUCUGGGAGAUGCCUGAAAAAGAACGCAAGAUCAAGAUCGACAAACGUUUCCAGUCCAUGUUUCACGACAGUCGCUUCAAAGUGAAGUACACAGUGGACAAGAGAGGACGUCCCAUCAACCACACCUCUACUGAGGACCUGAAACGCUUCUACAAAGUGUCUGACUCAGAUGACGAAGAUGAGGAGGAGGAUGUCAAGAGUAAGAAGGCAGCAGAAAAAAAGAAGAAGAAGAAAGAGAAGGUUGAGGAAGAGGUGAAGAAAAAAGAUGGGAAAGUGAAAGAGCAGCAGCCUGAACGUGGAGUUAGAGUCAUUGAAGAGGGUAAGUCAGUUAUUUGAUUCUUACUUGUUGCUGUAGUUAAAAAAAUAAACUCAAGUAAUGUUUGAUUUUUUUUUAACACAAUCAUGAAGUAAAACUUUUAAACAAGGUGAAUUUUAAGGUAGAAAAAAACAAAACCGAGAAAUCUAGUGAUAAGAGCUGUGAAUAUUAUGUCUUUAUCUUAGAUGAUGAAGAAGAAGAUGAAGAUGAAGAGGAAGAGGAGCAGCACUCCUCAGAAGAAGAUGAUGUUGACGUGGGUGACGUUGAAGAAGAAAUGGAUGGUAAUGAUGAAGCAGAAGAAGGGAGUGAUGUUGAAAGCAGCUUAGAUGAGGAGGAGUCCUGCCUGGACUCAGAGGAGGACAGUGACAGCGGUCCUGAUCUGGCCAGAGGAAAGGGAAACAUCGAGACAAGCUCUGAUGAAGACGAUGAAGAUGAUGUGGACUUCAUCCUGAAGAAGGAGGAAGAGGAGAUAGAGCACGACUGGGGGGAGCUGUGCAAAGAUGCUCCCCGGAGUGAGGAGGUGAGGAGGAGAGAAGGAGGAAGGAGAGGAGAGCAGAGUAGGUAGAGAAACAGGAGAGACAGGUGUGUGUGUGUGUGUGUGUGUGUGUGUGUUGGUGUGUGUGUGUGUGUGUGUGUGUGUGUCUGGAAAGCUGAGGGACAGAAUAAGUUGACUGACAUGCUUUGAUGAAUAAAAAAGGUAGAAAAAAAAUCACUUAUGUCAAAUGAUUAAGUGUUUUUAUGUUUUAGAGAGGGUUGUAAAGGCCAAAUCAUUAACAAAUAAGUGUGUGUGCGUGUGUGUGUGUGUGUGUGUGUGUGUGUGUGUGUGUGUGUGUGUGUGUGUGUGUGUGUGUGUGUGUGUGUGUGUGUGUGUGUGUGUGUGUGUGUGUGUGUGUGUUCAGGUCUCUACCCGUCUGGCGGUCUGUAACAUGGACUGGGACCGGUUGAAAGCCAAAGAUCUUCUGGCUCUGCUGAACUCUUUCGUCCCUAAAGGAGGAGCCGUGCUGUCUGUCAAGGUAAAACAGCUUUAAAUAAAUUGAACCAACAACAACAGUGAGGAGACGUUUGACCCAGCUGAUGAGACAGAAAACAAACCGUUUCUCUUCAAACUUUAAAGUUCUCCUAUGAAUUUCUUUGUUCGGCAACUGAAACGUCAGACAGUGAGGAAGCAGUCCUUGAACCACAGUCUUAAAACUCCAGCUGCCUCUGGCUCUGCAGUCACUUACAUUCACAUUCUUUGUUCUGUUUGUGGUCCAGAAACAAAACCUAGCGUUGACAAUGGCUUGUUUUCAUAGAGUCUGGAAAUAACUGAAAUCUGAUGUUUAAUUUAUAACCAACAUAUAAGCCUUUUUAUUAAUGUGUUUAAAAUACACAAAGUUAUAAGUUAAAAGUAAAGCUUGGGUGCCUCAGACGUGGCAUUUUUUGAGUAACAGGAGAAUUUUGUGAGUGAUAGAGAUAAACCACAGUGCAUGCUGGGUAUGUCCAGGUGUACCCGUCGGAGUUUGGGAAAGAGCGUCUGAAGGCGGAGGAAACGCAGGGACCCCUGGAGCUGAGAGCUCUGCCCGAGGACUCAGACAACGACACAGAGGAGGAGAGGUAACAUGCAGGACAGCGCUGAUGGGAUUUAAAGGGUCAGCCCAAAGUUUUUUAAGAUGUGGAAAUGCAUGAAUAACUUUGAAAAAACCAACAGGAUGAAGGGCUGCUGGAUUAUGUUGAUCAAUCAAUCAGACUUUAUCUGUAUUGCACUUUUCAUACAACCAAGACGUAGUGCAGUUUGUUGUAUAAACAAAAAAAAUAAAAAAAUUUAAAAAACCUUUUUUCAUGAUCAAGGUUAACACAUGCAAAACAACCAAUGAAUAACAUAAAUAAAUAAAAAUCAGGAACCAAUUACAGGAAAGGCUUUCAUGAGGAAAAACUGGAGGUAAACUUGAUAAAACCAGAGAAGGAUAAUAAAAACAAAAAUACAACUAAAAAACAUUAGCAAAUCAGCUGAGAAAUAAAUAAACUGAGACAAGACACAAUAAAAAUAAAAAAUGUAUACCAAAUGGUUGACUUAUGUAGACUACAAUUAAAAAAGAAUAUAAAAGGAUAUGUUCCACAGACGUGGGCAGUAAUAAUAAAAAGCUGCCUCACAGUGAGUCUUUGUCUCUACCUGAAGACCUGAGGGCUCUCACUGUCUCUCAUGGUAAAAGCAGAUCUAAUAAAUGAGUUGGUGUGAGACAUUUAAUAGCUUUAAAAAUCAAUAAAAGAACCUUAAAACCUAUUCAAAAAGACUCUGGGAGCCAAUGCAUAGACUGUAAAAUGGGUGUAAUGUUGGCUCUCUUUCAGGUCUUCAUCAGCAUCCUUGCAGCUGAAACUGUUUAGGGAGACCAGAAAGAAGAGCGUUACAGUAGUAUAUUCUACAGGUUAAAAAGGCAUGAUCUACCGUCUGCAUUGACUUGAGAGUGAAACUGUUGUACUCUGGCAAUAUUUUUCAGGUGAUAAAACACUUUCUUUAUAUGUGGCUCGAAACAGAGGUUUUGGUUCUUCACUUGUUUACAUGGAUUAAGACAUCCAGUUUGAUGUGUGAUGCAGAUUUGACACAUGCAUCACAUGCACCUUAAAGCCUGUUUUUCUGUGUUUUCCAUGUUGGUCCCUCUCAGAAGUUACAGAGAGAAGAUGCGUGAUUACCAGUUCAAGCGUCUGAAGUAUUUCUAUGCCGUGGUGGAGUGUGACUCUGUCGACACGGCGGUUAAAAUCUACGGGGAAUGUGACGGCUACGAGUAUGAGAGCAGCUGCUCCGUCAUUGACCUGAGGUCAGGGAGAAAAACAAUUUCAACCCUCAAUAAAAUUUGCUUUUCGUUAUUUUGUCGAUGAAUCUCAAACUUCUCAUCUCAGGUUUAUUCCUGAGGACGUCUUCUUUGACGAGGAGCCAAAAGACGUGGCGACGGAUGUGAAUCUGGCAGCUUACACUCCAAAACUGUUCACCUCAUCAGGCACCACGACCUCAAAGGUACGAGGGCCAGAGCUGUAAAUAUCAUUCUGUAUUUUGUCCGUUGAUUUUUUAUGAUCAUGUGUGUAAUUCUUGACCUAAGCUGAUUUUUCAAUGGCUGAUGUCAAUUAAGUGAGAGCAGGUCAGCUGGAGAAUCAGAACUUUCCUACCGAGCUGCUGAGUGAAGAGUUAUUUUAGUUUGAUUUUCAAUGAACAGGUUUAUCACCUCACUUUUCCCAGAGAGAUAGUUUUAGUGAGUUCACCGUCCUCUCCAUCACAACCCUCUUCGGGAUGGAUUUUAAUGUUUGAUAUCUGCAGACAUCUAAGGAUCCUAUCAGACACAGAGUCAGAGUGACGGGAAGUAAACUCUUAAAACGUUGUAGCUAAAGAAAUAAUCAACCAUCUUUACAAACAGUGGACAGCAGCUGAAAAAGAGUCCUUCCUCUGACUGACAGCAGAACGGAUGUUUCUGUGUUUCAUCCUCCAGGUUCAGCUGACGUGGGACGAGACAGAUCAUGAUCGAGUCACCGCCAUGAACAGAAACUUCAGUAAAGAUGAGCUGCUAAACAUGGACUUCAACGCCUACCUGGCCUCUUCCAGUGAAGAGGAGGAAGAGGAGGGUGAAGAAGGAGGGAUUGAGUUUGGAGAGGAGAAAGAAGAUGACGAAGAUUUUGCAGGUGAGACCAAAGUAGAGACAUGUUACCGCGGUGUGUUUUUGUGUUUGUGGUUGAUCAGACUUGUUUUUCAUGCUGUAGUUACAGAAGAAGAAGAGCCCGCCCUGGAGGAUAAGGAGGAGGAGGAGGAGGAACCCCAGAUAGAAGAGGAAGAGAGGAAGAAAAAACAGAAGAAGAAGAAGAAAAUGGACGAGCAGAUCUCCAAGUACAGAGAGCUGCUGAGUGAAAUUCAGGACAAAUCGAAGGAGCUGCAGGAAAACAAAGACAUGGAGAUGGAGAUCACCUGGGUUCCAGGUAAGAGGAGACCUUUAGACCACAGGACUUUGGUUUGAAUAGAAACCUGGUUCAAGAAUUCAGACUAUCAGGGUCUGGAUGGUUAUAUCUAUGUUUAUUGACCUUUUUGAUUUGUGUGUUUGCAGGUCUAAGGGAGACGACAGAGCAGCUGGUGAAGAAGAAGAGGGAUGGAAAGGAGAAACUGACCCCAUGGGAGGAGUUUUUAGAGAAGAAGAAAGAAAGAAAGAAGCAGAAGAAGAGUCAGAGGAAUCAAGUGAGUAAAAAACAGAGAGAAAUAACGUGACCUCUGAGCUGGCUUUUGUUUCUAUACUCCUAUUGAAACUAUUUCUGUUUUCUUGUUUCAGGGAGAGGGUGACAGUGAGAUGAGCGAGGAUGAACUUCCUCCAGAUGUCGAUCUUAAUGACCCUUUCUUUGCAGAGGAGCUCGCUGCUUCAGGUGAUCAAUACAAUCAAUUUGUUAUGAGGCUAUUAGUCACUCAGGGUUUUCAGAAAAAUGCUCAUAUGAUCUUUAUUCCCUCCUUUGGUUUUCAUUUAAGUUCAUUAAUAGUAACUUUGUGAUGUGUUUGCAGACACGAAGAAGAAACAGAAAGGGAAGCAGAAGCAGAAGGAGAAAGGGGAGAAAGAGGAGCGAACAGCCGAGGAGGAAGAGGAGCUAGAGAAACGAAAGGUCAGGGGUCAACGCUGCAGCUGCACGAGAGUUUAUAGGUCUCUAAGUACCUACCUAAUGUCAGCCUCUAAUGCUGUGUCCAUGGUUGUGUGUUCAGGCUGAGAUGGCUCUGCUGAUGGAGGACGAAGAUGACGAGGCUAAACACAAACACUUCAACUACGAUAAGAUUGUGGAGCAGCAGAACUUGAGCAAAAAGAAGAAGAAGAAGUUGCUGAAGAAAGGGGAGGAGCCAAUAGAGGACGACGACUUUCAGGUGAGUCAUACAGUCUUAACCGCGGUCUCUUCUGGCGAAGCAGAAGUACUUAUGGAUCCGUCAUGUCAAGGCUGACUGGAGGUGAGAGAAUCGAGUAGAGAGGAGGGAAAUCAGAGGAGCAAUGAGAAAGCAUUCUCAGGAGCAGCAUUCACAGAAGUGUUUUCACUGACAGACACGCCCCCUUCUUACAUAUCACUCACUGAUUGGACGCUGCAGCCCAUUCACUGAAACGUCACAUGCAAGCAAUUCAAAACAAUAUGUAACAAAAUGACACGAUAUUAGAUACCAAACUGUGUAAACCACCUGAAAAGAAAUGAGACAAUAGUUAUAAAAUUAUACAAAAUGACUGAAUGAAAUGAUGUGGACGUAACAAUGUGAUUAAAAAAAAACAUACACAGAACACUAUGGAAUCAUAUGACAUAUCACAAAACAACAUCUUGAUGAUCUUAUCUUAUGUUAAUGUGUGUGAACGUGUCACUAAAGACACACUGAUGCCGUUCUAGGCUUAGUACCAUAAUUGUUAAAUGAAUGAAUGCUAAUGGCUGUGUGUGUGUGUGUGUGUGUGUGUGUGUGUGCGCGCGCGCAGGUGGAUGUUAAAGACCCUCGUUUCCAGGCCAUGUUCACCUCCCACCUCUUCAACCUGGACCCCUCCCACCCCAGCUACAAGAAGACCAAAGCCACGCAAAGCAUCCUGGAUGAGAAACAGCGGCGACGAGAGGUAGAGCAGCGCCACCUGGGGGGUGAACUCAGGGUCCAGAAAGUCAAGCCCCCGAAGAAGGAGGAGGAGGACAAGAGGCAAGAAGCGGGAGGAAAGAAACGAGAAAAUGACUCUGACACGCCCACUGGUGAAGUCACAUCGAAGAAAGUGAUGGACCCGAGUCUGUCUCUACUUGUCAAGUCGAUCAAGAGCAAAACGGAGCAGUUUCAGGCUCGCAAGAAGCAGAAAAUUGUGUAGCUUUGACUGAAACAAAGACUCUGAUUCCUCCUGAAAUCACAGACUGCUAAAACAGUUCCUGCUGAUGAACUCUGGUUUCAUUUUUUAUGGCUUUGUAUAUGAAAAUGAAAACAUAACCAAGAAGAAAUUACAGUUAAAACAGACUGUUGAGACCUGC
Messenger RNA from Xyrichtys novacula (pearly razorfish), 8413 nucleotides. The record is from the annotation of a GenBank genome assembly. Lineage: Eukaryota; Metazoa; Chordata; Actinopteri; Labriformes; Labridae.